Messenger RNA from Trifolium pratense (red clover), 2153 nucleotides. Its product is annotated as protein phosphatase 2C 50-like. Gene Ontology annotation, molecular function: cation binding; protein serine/threonine phosphatase activity. The transcript has 5 exons. The coding region runs from base 469 to 2010 and encodes 513 amino acids. Lineage: Eukaryota; Viridiplantae; Streptophyta; Magnoliopsida; Fabales; Fabaceae. Gene Ontology annotation, biological process: protein dephosphorylation. The record is from RefSeq and is a predicted model, not a curated record.
AAUAAAACAAAUACAUAAAAAUCAACAUAAUGUGAAACAAAUCUCAGAUAUUUUAGUCUAUUAAUAAUUUACUCCAAAGUUGGAUCAAAUACAUAAACAAAGUCAUCUGUUGCAUAUUAAUUUAUUCUUUUCAAAAAGAAACUUAAACUUCCUUUAUUUACGUAUUUAUAUAAAAUAAAAAAAAACAAUUCUUGAAUGAAAUAGUGAUCAAUAAAUAGGAAACCAUACUUCAUAUCUUUUGUUUCGGUUUCUGUUCCUUCUUCAAUCUUCAUUCAUUCAUUCACCAAACUGUUUCAAUAUAACCAACUCAGGUUAAGGAGAAUUGUUGGUGUUUUGAUGUUGAUUGUAACCAUAUCAUAGAAAAAAAAAGGCUUAAGAAAAAAGGGAGAAAAAAAGUGGUUAAAGGUUUGAAGCUUAUUAUAUAGGGUACUAGAGAAUUAGGUUAUUGCUAAAAGGCAAAGUAAACCAAUGGAGGAAAUAUCUUCAAGUGUUGCAGUACCAUUUACACUUGGAAAUUUGAUUCAAAAGGAUGCUGCGGUUACGACUCAUAUGGAGAUAACCGGGUUAAAGCUUAUGGCAAAUACUGCUGCAGCUUUGAUAUUAAAUCCUGCAGUUGGGAAUGAAAAUCAUGCUGAUGUUAGUCUUCAACAUCAAAUCACGGUAUCUGCGGAGGUAAAGGAGAAUCAAGUUGGAUCUGCUGUUGUCUCGGAAAUGGUGAUUGAAUGCGAGAGUAAUUGGGUUUUGAGUGAAAACCGUAACCAGACAAUAAAGGAAGAUGAGAUCAUGUUAGCUGUGGAUUUUCAGUGUCUGCAUAAUUCAGGCUCUCCAUCGGUGGCAGAUUCACCAAUAAUCGUCACGGAUGGUGAUGAUAUUCAUGGUAAGUUUAGUAUAAACGAGGUACUUCCGGCACUGAAGCCAGAUCAGAAUACGGUUUCUAUUGCAAUGGAUAUUGAGAGUGAAAAUCGAAGUGUGUCAGAAGGGGCUGAUCCGAAACUAUCUGCUAUGAUUCUUGAUCAGUUGGAAAAGGAGAACAAAACACAAAGAACAAGCUACCAGAAUGGAUUGGAAGUGAGUAGUGAUCCUCUUUGGGGUUUUUCAUCAAUCUGUGGCAAUAGACCGGAGAUGGAAGAUUCUGUUGCUGUUAAACCUCAACUUUUUCAAAUCCCUACACAGAUGCUAAUGGAUGACCAUGUGAAUGAAAACACAAAAUACUCACUAGCCCAUUUUUUCGGUGUCUACGAUGGACAUGGGGGCUUUCAGGUUGCUAAUUACUGCCAAGAACGUCUUCAUUCAGUGUUGGUUGAGGGGAUUGAAGCGCAACGGUUGAGGUUGGCCGAAACAAAUGGGAGGAACGAUUGGAAGGACAAUUGGAAUAAAGCAUUGUCCAAUUGUUUUCAGAAAGUAGAUGAUGAGAUUGAACCUGUUGCUCCUGAGACUGCUGGCUCCACUGCCGUGGUUGCCAUUUUAAGUCAAACCCACAUGAUAAUUGCAAAUUGUGGGGAUUCAAGAGCUGUCUUGUAUCGCGGGAAAGAAGCCAUUGCAUUGUCUUCUGACCACAAACCAAAUCGAGAGGAUGAGAGAGCUAGAAUAGAAGCUGCAGGAGGAAGAGUCAUACAUUGGAAAGGAUACAGAGUUCUUGGUGUCUUGGCCAUGUCAAGGUCCAUAGGUGAUAGAUACUUGAAACCAUGGAUAAUUCCAGAACCAGAAGUUAAUAUUGUGCAAAGAGAGAAAAACGACGAGUGCCUUAUUUUAGCAAGUGAUGGUUUAUGGGAUGUAAUUACAAAUGAAGAAGCCUGUGAAGUUGCAAGAAAGCGAAUCCUUCUUUGGCAUAAGAAGUAUGGCGACAAUGGAACAACAGUACACGACAAAGGAGAAGGAGGAGUUGAUCUUGCAUCUCAGUCUGCCGCUGAGUAUCUAUCUAAACUCGCCCUCCACAGAGGAAGUGGCGAUAACAUAUCUGUAAUUGUGAUAGACUUAAAGGCUGUGAGAAAAUUGAAGAGAAAGACAUAACAUAGUGUGUUUUUAGCAUGUUGAAAUAUCUUCAUUUAUGCUAUUGAUUUACGGUUUGUAUUUCAGAAUCACUAGAACUUUUUAGCCCUUUACCUUUUUAAUAGGGCUAAGUAAGUUAUGUAUGCUAUAAAAUUCAAAGUGUA